Molecule: messenger RNA, 1324 nt
Organism: Drosophila montana
Lineage: Eukaryota; Metazoa; Arthropoda; Insecta; Diptera; Drosophilidae
Exons: 2
Coding region: 234-404 (56 amino acids)
Source: RefSeq, a predicted model, not a curated record
GAUCUGUUCUGUCUGAUUUCUCAACAUACACUCCGACAAAACUUAGGCGACAUCUGUCACAAGCCUGCUAGAUUCCAAUAAAAAUCCACACACAUAUCAAAGCGUAGCGUCUCGAAAAGGCGCUGCCAACUCCUGAUUUUACGCUCGUGCGUUUGCUUUACACGAUUGUGUGCCCGUUGCCACGCCCCGUUGAGGCGUGCGCCCAUCAAGCAGUCAAGACGACUUACUCGAUUAUGAAGAUGAGCUCGCCCAGGAUCAUGCAGCAGAAACGAAGUAGUAAAUCCUCCAAUACGUCCAGGGUCUCGAUGACCACCUCGACGGCGGAGGAGAAUCUCAUCGAGUCGAAGCUCUUUAGCUGGAUGCGGCUCUUUCGCUUUGCCUCGCUGCUCUGUCGCGCCGAAUAGAAAAUAAACAUAUACAUAUAUCUAUUAAGAAACCUCCAACCUAAUAACAUAAUGAAAAUGCAUUAUACACUUAUAAAAAAAAAAAAACAGAUAAAGUAACAAAGUAACAGAUACUCGUGCUAGUUGCCGCUUUCAAUUCAAGUUUUCCUAUUAUGCUAAAAAAAAAACAACAAAAACGAAAAAGUUAAUAAAUAAAAAUGAAAAAAAGAAAAUCUAAAAAAAAAAAUUAUAAACACUUUCUAGAUUCUGCAAUGUAGACAGUAAGAAUUGGAACUUCUUAACGAUUCAAUCAUUUGGUUUUUCUUUACCUUUCACAAUUAAGUCAAUUUUUAGUGUAAAUUCUGCUGGUUUCUGAACGGAAGCUAUGUGGAAUUUGUCGCGCCUUUCGUACCUUUUGUAUUGUAAUAAGAAAUAAACAUAUAUGUGUAUAUCUGGAUCUGGAUACAUGUGUAUGGUAUAUGGCAAACCAUUUAAUGUGUUGUUUCUUCGGGUUUUAGUGCUUAAGUUUGAAAACAACAACAACAGCAAACCACAACAACAAGAAAACGAGAUAUAUUUUUGUAAUUUACAACACUGUUUUUGCGUGUCACAAAUGAGAAAGCAACAGAAACGUUUAUGCAAAGCAAAUAAAAAUAAAUACAAAUUUAACUAAAUGCUAAAACGCAAUACUAACAAUAAUAACACAAUAUAUGUAUACAUAUAGAGGAAUAUAUUUACAGAUUUCAACUCGAUGCGAGCAAAAUGCGCUUAGCCAACACUCAAAUACAAUACACACACACACUUACGCCCAUUCAAUAUAAAUUGAUAUACUUUCUACUCCCCCCACAAGUAAUUGUAAAUUGCAUUUAAUCCAAAGAUGUUGCCAAUCAAGAGUAGAUCAAUUUGAAAACCAUUUAAAUAAAAUACAAAAUGACAACAAA